Messenger RNA from Gamsiella multidivaricata, 2241 nucleotides. RefSeq lists its product as uncharacterized. The coding region runs from base 1 to 2241 and encodes 746 amino acids. Lineage: Eukaryota; Fungi; Mortierellomycota; Mortierellomycetes; Mortierellales; Mortierellaceae. The transcript has a single exon. The record is from RefSeq and is a predicted model, not a curated record.
AUGGCUUUUGUCUCCCCAGAUCCAAGUACCACUACCACCUAUAUCUCGACCUUUAUCCCCUUCGCAACCUUGCUCCCCACAACCAGCACUGCCACAACCAAACGCACCUCGAGACUACCUCGCGCCACGACCGACUCAUCUGCCCUACCUUCCUCUACAGCUGAACCGGCCAAAGAUGAUUCGAGUCGAGGCAUGAACGGCGGUGCAGUCGCCGGUCUUAUCAUCGGUCUUCUCCUCCUCCUUAUCUGCUCCGUCGUCGGGGGAAUGGUCCUGUUGAAGAAGCGUCGCAAGCGCAUGAUGGCAGCAGGACGCGGAGACGAAUACUACAAGGGAUACCCUGGAAGCGAGCCUAAAGACCAGCAGCAGCAGCAGCAGCAGCAGCAGCAGCAGCGUGGUGGCCUGGGCGUCUUCAAUCGUAGUAAUUAUAGCGAGGAGGACGAUGAGAGAAAGGGGUUGCUUGGGGGUUUCGCCGGCAUUGUUUCAGGGCUUGUCUCAAGAGCCCGUAAAACAGUUGGUGGCAAUAAUUCGACACAACCAGCACCCAUCCCCUCUGGGCAGCAGCAAUACCAACAACAGCAAGCCAGAGCAAUCAGCCCGUCCUUUGCAUCCAUAUCCGAGAGGGGUGCGUCCCCGAUGCCGACGGGCGGUCUGCCGAGGAUGCUCGACAGUGGCAGGAUGGCGAAUCCUGCUUCGCCCAUACCUGGAAGGUUGCCAACCUAUGGCAGUGGGUCGUCAUUCCAGACACAUCAGAGUGGUGCGCUGCCACCGACGGGUCCACUGCCGACCCAGGGCCUUUCUCAGCAGCCUAUGAUUCCAUUUUUGGGAUACUCACAGGCUGCAACUCUGCCAGUUAUGGCAGGCCAAAUGAUCCAGCCUCAACAGCAGCAGCAGCAGCAGCCAUUGUUUCAGCAACAGACACCGCUCCAGCAGCAACCGAUUACCGCGCCAGCUAGCCAGCCGUAUGUGUACCAGCCAGGAACAGGGCUGGUCUCUGUACCUCUUACCCUUCCUCCUCGACCUCCACCACCACAGCAACAGCAACAGCAGCAGCAGCAGCAACAGCUUAUGCAACCGCCACCAAUGCAGCAACCGGUACAUCAGCAACAGAUCCCUCUCCAGUACGCAGCACAACCAUAUCAGGCAACACCAGCAUUUCAGCAACAACAACAACCGAUCAUGCAAUUCCAAGCACCUGUUUCGUUCCCUCCGCCUCAACUACCGGCCACCACUGCUGCUUCUUCAUCAGUGGUACCAGUAACGACAACAUCUACCAGUACCAGACCUAUCACCCCCGAGGCGAGCACCAUCUUCUUGCCCGGGGAUGCCUCAAGACCGCUUCUCGGUCAGGGCCUGUUCAAGAUCGUGCCCGAUGCCGAGGACCACGAAGAAGCGAAUCGCGUCUCCGCGGUGGUGGCUACUCCUGACAGCGUCCAUACUACUAAUACACCCCUGCAACUGGAUUUAAAUAUCAAUGAGAAUCUAUUGAGUUCUGUGAUCACCUAUGAGAACCAGGACCAGCGAUUCCAGGCAUUGGAGGCUAGGAGGGCGGAGGGGUCGACGUCGAGCGCGGGGCCGUUGUUCGUGGCAGGCAAGGAGGAGCAUUUCAAUGAGAAACAGGAACUGGAUGAGGAAGACUACCAGCAAGACGGUAGGCAGGUAGUGAUUGUAGGGAGCGACAUUGUGUUGGAGCCGUUGCCGAGCGCGAAGGCGGCUUCUAAAGCUGCGCAGAAGGCAGCAUUGGCGGUGGCGACAGUGACGGCGCCGGGUGCUGACAGCAGCAUUCCACAAACGGAGCCAGCACCAUCAUCAUCAUCAGUACAGAGCGGCCAGCAACAGAGCCAGACCAGCCAACGGAGUAGCACGGGUGCGAGCGUGAACGCAGAUCCAACUGUGAGGCCAAAACUGAACCGUGUGGCAACGAUUGGAUCGGCGCUUCCGACGAUGGGUACGGAGGAGUAUCUGGAACGGACGGAUGAUAAGGAAGAGUAUAGCUUUGGGCUACAUGGGGACCGACGCGUGAUGGCGGGGUCCUCGGCAGAGGGUGUGCAACAGGUGGUCCAUCCACCGACGAGGACGGAGUUGGGUGAGGGAGCACAGGGAGGGUUUGAGGAUGUUACGGCAGGGGCGUCUAGUGCUGGUGAUGCAGGAGUGGUGGGGUCGCAGGCAGCAGCGGCAAUGACACCUUUAGCGAAGGCGCCGCCGCCCAUUGCGAGGAACACAAGGCCGAAUGUGAAGAAGUGA